AUGGGGGGGCACGGCGGGUUGAACAUUCUUCCGCAGAAGCGGUGGAACGUGUACAACUACGAGAACCGGGAGAAGGUGCGCAAGGACGAGGCGGAGGAGGCUGCGCGCGAGCAGGCGCUGGCGGAAGAGCAGCGCCUCCGCGACAGCGAGUUGCGCCUUCAGACGCUCCGCGCGCGCGCGCGGCAGCAGCACCUUCCGCUUCCCCAGCAGCAGGCGGCGGCGGAGGAGCGUCUGCUUCCCCCGCAGGACCAAGCGGCGCAACCGUCGGCGGCAGAACAUCAUGCAGUGGUGGAUGCGGACUCGUCCCGUUUGACCAAAUCACUCGCUACAAGCAUAGGCGACUCUGUUCCGCAAGCGGGCGCGCUUAAAGCGGGUCACAUAAACCUCUUCGAAGGCUUAGACUCGGCUGAUUUCUCCGCGCUAGCGUGCGGUGAAGGCGCGCAGGCGAGCGACGCGGUGAAGCCCGGUCGCGCGCAGGAGGUGUGGGAGAAAGAGCACAAGGCGGGGGAGGAGGAGAAGCACAGACUAGGGUACGGAGCGGUGGGGAAGGGUGGGCAGCAGCCGUGGUAUGCGCGAGCGGGUGACUUGACAGUGGGGGAGGGGGAAGGAGGGGCGGGGAAGAUUAAGGGGGAUGCAGGAAGCAGGGCAGUGGGAAAGAGAAGACCUGUGGAAGCAGCAGAGGCGAAAACAGACUCACAAAGAGUGACUUUUCAGGAGCCUCAAAAGUUGGACUCAGAAAGAGGAAAGAAGGUUGGACCUGGGAAAGAAAUUCACCCUGCAAAAGACGAAGUUAGAGACGACAAUGGUGAUGACGAUGAGGACAUGUCUAGUCCGAGGCACAAGAAGAAGCGGAAGCACCGAAAGAGGCGGUCUGCUUCGCAAGACUCUUCUUCCUCCACUUCACUUGCAAGCAGCGACGAUGACGAUGAUAACCACCGCCGCCGCCACCGCAGUUCAAGGAAACACCCGACAGUGAUCUUGGAGCGAGAAAGAAUCAGAGGAGCAGGCGGCGGUCUGAUUCGCCAGACUCCUCUUCCUCCUCAUCCCUUGCAAGCAGCGACGAUGAUGAUAACCGGCACCACCACCGCUGUUCCAGCAAGCACCUUAAGAAGCAUCACAUCAAAAAGCGAUUUUCCUCCGCUGAUCGCUCUCCCUCCGAGAUUCCAUCUUCCUCCUCCUCGGACAGUGACAGUGAUCGUCGAGUGGGGAGAAGGCAGGGGAGCAGGCGCAGGCGCAGCGGCAGGGAUAGAUCCAUGGAGAGGGGUGGGCAGCGUCAACGCAAGGAGCACGUCGUGGGGGAGAGGCAGGGGAAGGAGACACGCAGGGGGCUAG
Messenger RNA from Closterium sp. Naga37s-1, 1332 nucleotides. NCBI's taxonomy places the organism in Eukaryota, Viridiplantae, Streptophyta, Zygnematophyceae, Desmidiales, Closteriaceae. The record is from the annotation of a GenBank genome assembly.